Molecule: messenger RNA, 5535 nt
Organism: Synchiropus splendidus (mandarinfish)
Lineage: Eukaryota; Metazoa; Chordata; Actinopteri; Syngnathiformes; Callionymidae
Gene: megf10
Product: multiple EGF-like-domains 10
Exons: 25
Coding region: 215-3580 (1121 amino acids)
Molecular function (GO): scavenger receptor activity; protein binding
Source: RefSeq, a predicted model, not a curated record
UGUUUUGGUGAAGAGAGAAGUUGAUCGGUAUUUGGAGACGUAGACGGAGACCUGAUCCAUCUUCUUGGACACGCGUAACAUUUAUAAGAGGAAAAUAAUUCCAUAUUUGUUGUUUUGAUUUUUAACUCAUUCCAACAUCAGGACCAGCGGACCCAUGAACCAGAGCAGGAUCGCUUUCCCUAAAUAGACAAGGAGUAACACAGUUGAGUUGGUGAUGGCCAUGUCACUGUGGUGCCACCGAACAGUCUUAUUGGCUGUGUCCUUCUGCUUCCUGCCCUGCAUCACCUCUUCUCUAAACCUGGAGGACCCCAACGUCUGCAGCCACUGGGAGAGUUACACAGUAACAGUCCAGGAGUCCUACGCCCAUCCUUUUGAUCAGGUCUACUACACCAGCUGCACUGACAUCCUUAACUGGUUCAAGUGCACAAGACACAGGGUGAGUUAUCGGAUUGCCUACCGCAGAGGAGAGAAGACCAUGUAUCGGAGGAAGUCACAAUGUUGUCCUGGCUUCUUUGAAAAUGGAGAGCUCUGCGCUCCUCACUGUGCUGAAAACUGUGUACAUGGCCGCUGCAUGGCCCCCAACACCUGCCAGUGUGAGCCAGGAUGGGGGGGCUCCAACUGCUCCAGUGCAUGUGACAGUCAACACUGGGGUCCUCACUGCAGCAAUAGAUGUCAGUGCCAGAACGGAGCCCUGUGCAACCCCAUCACCGGAGCCUGUAUCUGUACGCCUGGGUACCGGGGAUGGCGCUGUGAGGCCCAGUGUGAAGUAGGCACCUACGGUAAUGGGUGCCAGCAGAAAUGCCAAUGCCAGAACGGGGCUGCUUGUCACCAUGUGACCGGGGAAUGCAAGUGCCCGCCAGGAUACACUGGAGCUUUCUGUGAGGAUCUGUGUCCUCCUGGGAAACAUGGACCGCAGUGCGAAGAGAGGUGUCCGUGUCAGAAUGGAGGAGUGUGCCAUCACGUUACGGGAGAAUGUUCCUGUCCUUCUGGAUGGAUGGGUACUGUAUGUGGGCAACCUUGUCCAGAGGGAAGAUUUGGGCCAAACUGCUCUCAGGAAUGUCAGUGUCAUAAUAACGGCUUCUGCGUGUCGUCGACUGGACAGUGUCACUGCAGCCCGGGAUACACUGGGGAGCGAUGCCAAGACGAGUGCCCCGUGGGUACUUACGGUGCCGGCUGUGCAAAGACAUGUCGCUGUAAGAACAACGGCAAAUGUUACCAUAGCAACGGAAUGUGUCUUUGCGAGCCAGGAUACACAGGAGAAACCUGCAAUGUCCGACUUUGUCCUGAAGGACACUACGGCCUCCGCUGUGAUAGGAAGUGCCCUUGCUAUGCCAGCAAUACCCGCAGCUGUCACCCCAUGUCAGGCGAGUGCACAUGUCGGCCUGGCUGGUCUGGUCUCUACUGCAAUGAGACGUGCACCCCUGGGUUUUACGGCGAGUCCUGUCAGCAGGUGUGCCAGUGUCAGAAUGGCGCCGACUGCCACGGCGUGACAGGAGAGUGUAUCUGUGCCCCCGGCUUCAUGGGUCCCGACUGUUCUGUCGUCUGUCCCACGGGAUCUCAUGGCAUCAACUGCUCGUCGAGCUGCAACUGCAAGAACGGAGCUCAGUGCUCACCUGUGGAUGGUUCCUGCUUCUGUAAACCAGGCUGGCAUGGUGUCGACUGCUCCAUCAACUGUCCAAGUGGGACUUGGGGUUUGGGAUGUAACCUCACCUGCACAUGUGGGAAUGGAGGAGCAUGCAGUGCUCUGGACGGCCACUGCACCUGUGCACCCGGGUGGAGGGGGGAACGGUGUGACCUGCACUGCCAGGAUGGCACUUAUGGACUCUCCUGCAGGGAGAGAUGUGACUGCAGCCAUGCAGACGGCUGUCAUCAUUCCACUGGACACUGUCGAUGUCUGGCUGGAUGGACUGGUAUUCACUGUGACAGUGUGUGCGCAGAGGGGCGGUGGGGACCAAACUGUUCCCUCCCCUGUAACUGUAAGAACGGAGCUUCCUGCUCUCCGGAUGAAGGGAUGUGUGAAUGUGCACCAGGUUUCCGUGGGACCACUUGCCAGAGAAUUUGCUCUCCAGGUUACUUCGGACAUCGCUGCAGUCAGACAUGUCCACAGUGUGUCCACAGUAACGGGCCGUGCCAUCAUGUGACUGGAGAGUGUGAUUGUCUGCCUGGCUUCAAGGGGGCGCUGUGCAAUGAGGUGUGUCCCAGUGGAUACUACGGGAAGAGCUGUGCAUGGAGCUGUCGCUGCACGAACAAUGGCACCUGUAACCCCAUCGACGGGUCCUGUCAGUGCUACCCAGGAUGGAUAGGCAGUGACUGCUCUCAGCCAUGUCCACCUGGUCAGUGGGGCCCGAACUGCAUCCACACAUGCAACUGUCACAACGGUGCUUACUGUAGUGCCUAUGAUGGCGAGUGCAAGUGCACUCCGGGGUGGACUGGGUUGUACUGCACACAACGCUGUCCGUUAGGCUUUUAUGGUAAGGACUGUUCCCAGACCUGUCAGUGCAGGAAUGGAGCAGACUGUGACCACAUCUCUGGACACUGCACCUGCCGCACUGGAUUCAUGGGACAUCGCUGUGAGCAAAAGUGUCCGGCUGGUUCCUAUGGUUACGGCUGCCGCCAGGUGUGUGACUGUCUCAAUAACUCCACUUGUGAUCACAUGACUGGGACCUGCUACUGCAACCCGGGCUGGAAGGGAGCCCGCUGUGACCAAGCUGCGGUCGUGGUGGGCAGCCUCAACACUCUGACCAGUGCUGCCAUGCAGGUGGACACCUACCAGAUUGGAGCCAUUGCAGGAAUCAUUGUGCUGGUCUUGCUUGGCCUCUUCUUCCUCCUCCUCUUUAUUGUUUACCGGAAGAAGCAGAAGGGUAAGGAGCCCACCAUGCCGGCAGUGACCUACACCCCUGCCAUGAUGGUGACAGCCGACUACACCGUCUCAGAUGUGCGGCCACCACCCUGUGACAGCCACCCCAGUAGCUACUUCUCCAACCCCAGCUACCACACUCUGACGCAGUGCAUGGACCCGCGACACGUGGAUAGCUCUCCGUAUGGACUGGCCAAGAACAAUCAGAUGUUUGUGAACCUGAAGAACGUGGAUCAGAGGAAGAGAUACCCGUUGGCUGAUCACACGGGGACGCUGCCUGCAGACUGGAAACACGGCGACCGCUUCAAUGAUUUAGGUGCGUACGGAGUUGACCGGCGAUAUAUGGGGAAGUCAAUGAGAGAACUGGUGAAAGAUGCACCCUACCACGCCAGCUCUUCAUCCCUCAACAGCUCUGAAAACCCCUACGCCACCAUCAAGGACCCUCCGAUACUCACAAGCAAAAAUACAGAGUGUGGUUACGUGGAGAUGAAGUCACCUGCCAGGCGGGAUUCGCCGUAUGCCGAGAUCAGCAAUGACGGUGACACCAACAACAAGAAUGUCUACGAAGUUGAGCCCACCAUCAGCAGCAUCUCCAUCCCUGGAAGCUGCUGUGGCCAAGACCCCUACGACCUUCCAAGAAACAGCCGAAUUCCAUGCCAUUAUGACCUGCUGCCACCCAGAGACAGCCCGACCUCAGACCACCAGGAUGUGGACAGUGAAUAAAUGCAGAGAAACCUGGUGCAGUAACUAGCACCGGACAAUGUGGGCACAGACACUCUUGACCCCACUCGUCCAAACAAACUUUACUAAAUGGCUGGAACUGAGUGGGUUGGACUUGAAGAUGUUGUUGAAUGAUGCAGUUUGUCUCCCGCCUGGAUCAUUGCACUUAAGAAGGCUUUAUUGCAGCACCACUAGCAACAAAGACUUUCUCAUCACUGCCAUCUUCUGGAGAAGAGUGGAACAUUUCAUAAUCUCUGCAGGAAAGCGCCACUGAAGUGGCGACAUUCUAUCAUGUAGCACUGAACUAUAGCUUACUGAGGCCUUAAAACGUUCAAAUACAAACAUCUAUUUUUGUAUUCGUUUUCUGAAGCAUGGAUAGAAUCAGUUUUGAGAGCCUGUUUUGACAUGUUUUCCUGUGUGAUCUUGAGAUCAAAUAUAUUCCACCUAUAUCACGUUUCAAAAUCAGCUCCCACAUAAAUAUUUUUGACUUGAAAUUGAUUGAAUUUAGAAAAGUUCCCACUCUUGCCUUUUGCUUUCCUCUGUGUAAUCAAUCACUGUUAUUGUAUGAAAAGGAGAGGCCAAUCUGCUUGGAGCAGCUGGAGUCAAAGAGUUGUUGAGUUAACCAAAGUUGUGUGUACAAGUGAUAGCAGUAGUUUACACCUGAAGUCCAGUGCAGAGCUUUUGAAGAGGUGACAAAUGUCUAAACUCUCUCACAAUUACUCGUGACUGUGUGGGAUGUGAGACGAGACAAGGUACCGAUAUUCUUAACUCAGUGUGCGCAGUGUUUUGAUUUUGCGGUUUUGAUUGUUGAGCUUCUGCUUGCAUAAAGACACGGAACAGGUCACAUAACCAGGGCCUUGUGAGCCAGAAGUCCUUCACUUCUAGUUUUACAACCCAUUCCCAGCUCCCAGUCUGGCUUCAUUUUACGCUGAAAUCUUUCAACACGCUACAACACAAACGUCCAGUCAUUAGUAUACUCAGUGAUGAACAAGUGCUUGCCUUAUUUAUUUCGUGACAUAUGAAGCUAAUACUCCAGUCAAGGCUUAUUUAGUUGGUAAACUGUAUUUCGCGAGUCAUUAAUGAUUGACCUGAAUCUGAACUGUCUUCAGUACAAAGAGAUGAAGCAGGAAUACAUUUUUUGAAAGCAAAACUAAAACUGGCACUUGCAUUCCCACAUUUAUUUGAUGUUAAACAAAUAUAUGAAGUUGUAUUUGCCUGUGUAAUUGCAUGUUGAGCACAUUAGAUGUUCGAGCAGUUAAUUGGGUGCAGAAUAAGGUAAUAACCUUUUUUUAAAAAGGUUAUUAUACUGUAUGAAUUCAGCACACCCAAAGUAAAUGGAAAAGCAAUCCCUUUUUUAGUUAAGUAUUAAACUAGUAGAAGUGAUUUUAAGUAUGAAGAACACUGAUGCACAUUUUGAUGUAUAUCGUGCAACUGAUAACAUGUUGUCACAAGCAAUUGUCUUUUUUAAAACCAUUUCAAAUCAUCACCAAAUACUCUAAACAUUGAGAAUAGAAUUGAAGUAUGAAAAUAAUUACCUGUCAUUUGUCUACAUCCUACAUUUUGCUUCAAGUACAAUUCAUCUUUUAAAGAUGAUUUCUCAUAAUUGAACUUUCAGAUGUAGUCACACUGCUAAAGCAUCACCAUUCACCCUCUAAAUGUCACAGAAAAAAACACACAAUAUUGUAACCCAAUAGAUAACAAUGUGUUGCUGUGCAAUUGAAAGUGGCCCAUCUGUGUAGUGAAAAGGAAGCUCGAGCUGGACUUUGGCUUUUUGAACAGCUAAUAUUAUUUAUGUUUUCAAUACUGUAAAAUUGUAUCUUUUGACAGCUUUGUGAUCGUAUUUCUUCUAACCCUGGGAUAAAAGUAAACUUGUUCAACGACAAUAAGGUAGAAUAUUGUAAAUAUAUCAUCAGUAUUGCUGAAAAAAACAACAACACAUUUUGUCUAAUUUUCUCUAA